AUGAUCAUGAUGGAUGACUGUCUUGGAAUGGGAAGCAUGUGUUUGUCUCUGACAUUUGACCUCCAGUUCUCCGACAUCGUGCACGCUCAGGAGCUGUAUAGCACUUACACUAUCAGUAACACCUGGGAGCCCUAUUUCGAAUCCAAGUGGCCCACUACUACCAUCAGCAACAACAGAUGGAAUGAUGGCAACAGGGGAGCCUCUUGGAACUACGGUGACAACUUUGGCGGAGGUAACGAUUACCGCACCGAUCACACCAUCUUCGGCAACUAUGGUGUCACCGACAGUGUUUACAGUGGAAGCAACCCAAUCAAGCUGUGCUCUGGCACGCACAACGCUGAGUGCUCCGGAUAA
Molecule: messenger RNA, 354 nt
Organism: Guillardia theta CCMP2712
Lineage: Eukaryota; Cryptophyceae; Pyrenomonadales; Geminigeraceae
Exons: 1
Coding region: 1-354 (117 amino acids)
Source: RefSeq, a predicted model, not a curated record